GUGAAACCCGUGUAGAUCUUCUUUAUGAUGCAUAUAGUCGUUAUUUUAAGCAAGAAAAUCAAUAUAUCACUAAAAAAGAUGGAAAAUUAAAUUUGAAGAUGUUCCUCAAAUUUUUAAUACAGUUAUCAAAGUUGAAACCUGGUACUAUAAGAAGAGGAUCAAUUAUUCCUGAAGAAACUGUCAAAGAUGAAACAAUAAUUGCAAAAAGAGCAAAUGAUUAUUUAAAAACUAUUUGUUGGACGUUUCAAUAUUACAAUGGAGAUUGUCCAAGUUGGAGAUACUUUUAUCCACAUCAUCGACCUCCAACCAUUCCCGAAAUUUUGACACAUGUUAAAGUGGAAAAUUUUGAUCAAACUUUCAAGAAAGAUUCACCAUUGCGACCUUUUGAACAAUUAAUAUGUAUCUUACCACCAAAUGCCAGUUACCUUGUUCCAGCACCUUUCCGUCCACUAUUUACCAAUCCAGAUUCCCCUCUCAAAGAAUAUUUUCCAAAAACUUUUAAAACCUCAAAUCACAAGGCUCUUUUGCCUUUUGUUGAUGAAGAACACUUGAUUCAAGCAAUGAAACCGGGUUAUUCGUUAUUAAAGAAGGAAGAUACAUUACGAGAUAUGUUAAAUGGACGAACUCAUAUUUAUGCAGGGCGAUGUUCGGCUUCCUAUUCAGCAGUAUUUUCUCUUUGCUCCGGUAGAUGUCGUGUACCUAAUUUCCCUAUAUCAUCAGUUGUAUUUGGAAAAUUAUUAUACGAUGGGCCCAUGUUAAAAUCCAUAGAACCACCUGUUAAUGAGUUUCAAAAAAUCAAUC
Molecule: messenger RNA, 801 nt
Organism: Dentiscutata erythropus
Lineage: Eukaryota; Fungi; Glomeromycota; Glomeromycetes; Diversisporales; Gigasporaceae
Source: the annotation of a GenBank genome assembly